Messenger RNA from Hyaena hyaena (striped hyena), 1617 nucleotides. It is a transcript of the gene NUP42, whose product is annotated as nucleoporin 42. NCBI's taxonomy places the organism in Eukaryota, Metazoa, Chordata, Mammalia, Carnivora, Hyaenidae. The record is from RefSeq and is a predicted model, not a curated record. The coding region runs from base 197 to 1357 and encodes 386 amino acids. The transcript is spliced from 8 exons. Gene Ontology annotation, cellular component: nuclear envelope. Gene Ontology annotation, molecular function: metal ion binding; nuclear export signal receptor activity.
AGGCCGGUGCCGCUUUGGAGACCGGUGCUGGAACGAACAUCCCGGCGCCGGGGGUGCGGGACGGCAGCAACAGCCCUCAGGACUGUUCAUCCAACUCUUCAUGUUGCAUUGUGAUUUCACGUCUGAUCCCUCUUCUUGGAGACAGUCCUUUUGCAUCACCCACAGUUAGUCUAGUGAAUAUUCCAAACCAAAAGUUAUGACUUGGGGGUCUGAUAAAUGUAGUAACAGACGUGGAUGGAAUACCACCAGCCAGAGAUACUCUAGCGUCAUCCAGCCAUCCAGCUUCUCCAAAUCCACACCAUGGGGGGGCAGCAGAGAUCAAGAAAAGCCAUCUUUUGGUUCUUUGAAUUCUGGAACUUCAACUAGCAGGAACAGGGGGUUUGGACAGUCCCAGAAUCCAUUUGCUUCACUCAGCUCUGAGGAGCAGAAAGAUGAAAAGAAAUUUCUGGAAGGCAUUAUAAAAGAUAUGGAAAUUUGGGAAUCUUCAGGGCAGUGGAUGUUUUCUGUUUAUUCGCCAGUGAAAAUAAAGCCUAAUAUUUCAGGUUUUACAGACAUUUCACCAGAGGAGUUGAGGCUUGAAUACCAUAACUACUUAACCAGCAAUAACUUACAGAGUUAUUUAAAUUCCCUCCAACAGUUAAUAAAUCAGUGGAGAAACAGAAUAAAUGAACUGAAAAAUCUAAAUACAUCAACUAACAUAGCUUCGCUCUCAUUUGUAAAGGAUGGAGUAAAUCAAGCAGCACCGACAUUUGGAUUUGGCAGUAUGCAAGGAGUAACAUUUGGGUCACCAGGUUUUCCAGUGAAUAACAGCAGCAGUGCUAAUGCUCAGAAUUUCAGUUUUAAAACAAGCCCUGGCUUUGCCUCUGCCCCUUCUUCUGGAAGUCCUUCUGUGUUCGGGAAUACUCCAGCAUUUGGAGCCACAUCAUCUGCCAGUUCUGCCAUCAGUACUUCCACUCCAGCAUUUGGGAAACCUGCAAUCACAUCUGCUGCUUCAUUUUCUUUUAAAAGUCCUGCAGCUUCUGGUUUUGGAUCACCUGGAUUUUCAGGAUUUCCAGCUUCCGUAGCAGCAGCCUCUGCUGGAGUUCCAGCCUUUGGAAGUGGCAAUUCUGUAGCUGGUUUUGGUAGUCUAGGCUCACAUUCUCACACUGCUUUUUCCAAGUCAUCCAGUGACACCUUUGGAAAUAAUAGCAUAUCCACCUCUCUCCCAGUCUCAAAUGGCAGCACCACAACAGAUAAUGUAUUAUUUACACCCAAGGAUCAACUAACAGCAGAAGAACUGGAGCAGUUUCAGUCAAAGAAAUUUACUCUGGGAAAAAUUCCAUUAAAGCCACCACCUGUGGAACUCCUAAGUAUUUGAAAGGACAAUUUUAAAUACAGAAAAGAAUAGCCCUUAAAAUUUUUUUGAGUGGUUCAUAUAUAAUUGUUCUGAGUGGUUCAAAUAUAUACAUACAUAUGUAUAUAUGUACAUAACACAUUUAAGGAAUAUUGCUUUCAAUAAUAACUUCAGGGGUUUUGAAAUUCAAUAUUUUUUUCAUAAAAAAUAUUCAACAGAAGGGUUUUUUUACUUUAAUUAUGAAUGGAACUGAAAAAACUGUCAGUGUGCACUGAAUAAAGUGC